AAUUUUGUUGUUUAGUAGAGCAGAACGUUUACUUACUCAUUGGAUACCUGUGCGCUUGCGACGGAGCAGACACAAAACUUUCGUUUUAUAUGGUACGCAGUAUAUGUAAAAUGAAGGUGUGUAAUAUCUGGCUGCUGGAGGUUCUGUGUCUCUUAUCAACUUUAAAGAUUGUCAACACAUCAGUUAACACCAGCCGUGAGCCAAAUACCAAAACCACCACUCAAAGUUCAAACCACAAUGCUAUAUACUCAAGUGAUAAGGCAGUAGAUGGCUGUAGAAAACAAAUAUUCGACAGCCAAAAUUGUUGUUCACAUACACAGACAGGUAAAGAGGAGGCAUGGUGGCAAGUAUAUCUAGAGGGACUGUUCGUUAUGGAUUACGUCAAAAUAUACUACAGAGAUCAAGUGAACCUGCAAAGAAAACGAUUUGGUGGCUAUCAAAUAUACCAGUCGAACACGUCGGAUUGGAGGAACGGUUACCUUUGCCAUAAAGACACAACAUCAACGUCGGCCGAUUUGUCAUUGACUCCCCGGAUACAAUGUACAGGUAGCGCCCAAUACAUGACGAUAUACAGCGACAGACUCACAGAAAGACUAUCGUGGUACUCUGAUGAGGCUAUUCUGGAGCUUUGUGAGGUAGAAGUGUACGGUUGUCCGCUUGGGAAAUAUGGUGAUGAUAAUUGUGAUUCAGAUUGUGAUGUAGGGUGUGCCAAUAGCCUGUGUGAUCCAGUGACCGGAGAAUGUGCAUGUAAUUACAUAUAUCUAAAUAUAUCAAUACUGGAAAAAGGUUCAGCAUGCCAUUUGCUUGUGGAAAGAGAAAAAAAAAAGAGCAGUUUAUCAUACAUUUUUCUAUUAAUGAGAACCGUUGUGAUACAACUCAUUUUAAGUAUCAGACAAUAUUAUUAACAAAGAGUGUAGGUCGUUAUCAUAACCUUAUUCAACAUAGUGUACAUUGUCUUGCUUUGGCGUCGUAUAGGCUUUCGGUACAGUGAUAGCAUAUGGAUAUGUUUUAUUAUGCUAACACUACACCAUUUUAAUUAUAACAUUCUACAGUUUCUUAUCCAAGUAACUCAACGUAUGGUUAGCAGUCUUCAAUAUAC
Messenger RNA from Mizuhopecten yessoensis (Yesso scallop), 1099 nucleotides. RefSeq lists its product as uncharacterized. The coding region runs from base 90 to 905 and encodes 271 amino acids. The record is from RefSeq and is a predicted model, not a curated record. The transcript has 4 exons. Lineage: Eukaryota; Metazoa; Mollusca; Bivalvia; Pectinida; Pectinidae.